AUGUACUACGCAGGUAUCCCACCCAACGGUAACCAGAGUCUGAAUUCUCCUGGUGCAGACAACCCCAACAUCUAUAUGUCCGCCCCCAGCCCUUAUGGUCCGGCACCAACAGGAUACCCCCCUGGACAUCCGGCCUUGGCCGCCCGCUACGCCGCAGCUCCUCAAGCCUACGCAGUGGUGUCCAAUGGAGGCCCGACGGGCUACACCACCAUUUCCCCGGCCUAUGCCUCCAUGCAGUACUCCGGCAUGCAGUGCAUUCCCACUUCCAGCCAGGCUUACAUCUCUGCUGGCCAGUACCCUGGGAUAGCUUACCAAACCACUCUGGCUCCGAGAUCCGCACCGGGGUCCCCGUACCCUGCCCCGGGGCAGGCUGGGGGUCCGGUUAUGGCAGCGUAUUCGCAGAUGCCUGGUGGCAUCCCUGUGACUGCUUCCAGGUCCUACACGAUUGGAACCAUGCCUGCCUAUGCCCAAGCGUAUCAACUGCCUGCUGCAUACCAUGGAGGAGCGGCUGCCUAUGGUCCCCCUUUUUAG
This is a messenger RNA of Candidula unifasciata, 531 nucleotides long. The record is from the annotation of a GenBank genome assembly. NCBI's taxonomy places the organism in Eukaryota, Metazoa, Mollusca, Gastropoda, Stylommatophora, Geomitridae.